Messenger RNA from Periophthalmus magnuspinnatus, 4324 nucleotides. RefSeq names its product neutral cholesterol ester hydrolase 1. The record is from RefSeq and is a predicted model, not a curated record. NCBI's taxonomy places the organism in Eukaryota, Metazoa, Chordata, Actinopteri, Gobiiformes, Gobiidae. Bases 109 to 1311 code for a protein of 400 amino acids. Gene Ontology annotation, molecular function: carboxylic ester hydrolase activity. The transcript has 5 exons. Gene Ontology annotation, cellular component: membrane.
AGAGCACGGGGAGCGAAGGAGCCCGGUCCAAACCUGGUCUAGUCCCGGAGCUGGGAGGACCGUCUCAGCAGGGACAGGCGCAGGUUUACCGGGGAUAUUACCGGGGACAUGAGGCUCAAUGUGACCGCCGCGGUGCUCCUCUCUGCGGCCGCGUACUACGUGUAUCUGCCGCUGCCUCCGGGAGUCUGCGAGCCCUGGAAACUCAUGCUCCUGGACGCACUCUUCAGGAGCUUCAUGACCGCGGGCGAUGUCCUCCACAGCCUGGGUGUCCUCCACAGGGUGCAUCUGUUGAAUCAUGUGGUGUCUCUGGUAGAGGAGGUGCCCGCUCGCUCAUGCUCCGCCCUCCAUGUCACCGACUCCGCCCUCGCAGGCAUCCCCACGCGAGUGUAUCGACCGCGGGCCGGACAGGCGCUCAAGAGGGGGGUGCUGUAUUUCCAUGGAGGCGGCUGGGCUCUGGGCAGUGCACGGAUGCGUUCAUAUGACCUUCUCUGUCGGAAAAUGGCAGAAGAUCUUGAUGCCGUGAUCAUGUCUGUGGAUUAUGGUUUAGCUCCAGAGUCGGUGUUUCCUGCUCCGUACUUGGACGCUCUGUCGGCGUCCCGUUCCUUCCUCUCAGCAGACACGUGGGACAGAUUUGGUUUAGACCCAAACAGACUGUGCAUCUCUGGGGACAGCGCCGGAGGAAACCUGGCUGCAGCAGUCACACAGACGUUGUCUUCAGACCCCUCCCUCCCCACUCAGCCCCGGGUUCAGGCUCUGGUUUACCCGGUGCUCCAGGCGUUGGACUUCCAGACGUCUUCGUACCAGCAGAACCAGGCCGUGCCCAUCCUGUACCGGCCUGUGAUGGCCCGAUUCUGGCUGCAGUACCUCGACGCAGACCCCCUCCUGGAGCCCUCCAUUUUAAACAACCUCCACAGCUGCGCCCUCGACCCAAUCACGCGCUCCAAAAUCAACUGGACCGUCCUAGUGCCCGCCCAUAUAAGGAAACACUACCGGCCUAUCGCCGUGGACACCAGCACGGGGGCGGAGCUCGCUCCUGUGUUCCUGGACGUCCGAGCGGCACCGUUGUUAGCGGAUGAUGUGGUUUUGAGCAGGACUCCCAAAGCCUACAUCCUGACCUGUGAGUUUGACAUUCUGCGUGACGAUGGGAUGAUGUACGCGCGCAGGCUGAGGGAUGCGGGCGUCACGGUAACCAGCGAUCAUUAUGACGACGGUUUCCACGGAUGCAUGGUGUUCGCCAAUCUUCCCAUGAUGUCAUCGGUGGGGAGGCGCAGCAUGGAGGGCUUCAUACGAUGGCUGGACCAGAACCUGUGACAGACCAAAACUCUGCAGCGUCCAAGUGUGAACCAUGUGUUUAAUUAACAAAAAAAAAAACAGAGUUACAUGGUUUUAUAUGAAAUCAUUGGUGCCACAUUAUCAUAACUACUGCUCCAUUAGCCUCAACUCAUACUUUACAGUGACAUCAUGCUGGGGGUCCCACAUGUAUGCCUACAGUGGAAUGUUCAUUAGUUACCAUGGUGACACAACAGACAGAUUAGCAAACAUUGCCAAAAACGUUUUAAGAAAAAAUGCAAAUUUGAUUUAAAGAGCACAUUUUCAGGAGGCUGUGAUCCAUCCAUGCGUUCAUGAUCCUGUUUAUAUGUUUGAUUUUCAAGAAAAAGGGGAGAGUGACUAACUGAAAAACUGUUGGCUAAUGCUAGCUAGCAUGUGACCGUAAUGUUAUUUGAGAGAAACCUGUUUAACAACACAAAUCAGCUCACCUGUUGUAAUUCCAGCUAAGUGUCAGACAGAGCAGUGCCUAGAGUUAGCAUCACACCUUCAGGGAAUGUUGAUGACAUCAGCUGCAAAGUAUCAAUAAAGCAUGAACAAAAACUGUAAAGUAAAUGACCCCCUCUUUAAUAAACUGUUUGUUGAGUGGAUGAAGAUUUAUAAAGGCUGUUGAAAGUGCAGUUAUAAUAAAGUGGCACCAAACAUCAAAUAGACAAAGUGUAAAACUGAACAGUCCUCUGUGAGCAGCUAUUGGAACUAUUGGAGUAGUAUUUUUAAAUGGGUCGAAUACCAAACCUAACAGGAGGCAUGUCUUUAUCUCAGGCUUGGUACUUUUCCACUGGGGCUAAGAAAAAUCAUGGGUUUUUAUUAAUUGGCAGUGGAAAGAAUUGUAAAAUUGUGGUUUGUUAUGGGACUUUUCUGUGUACUGUGUCACUGGGCUUAAAUUAUGAUUUUACUUCAGUCUGAUUUAAUUUUUAAAUGGUCCUUUAUUACGAGAAAUAGACUCUUGUGAGCUUUAAACCAUGCCAUGUGUGAAUGAAACAAAACACAACUCCAGGUUUGUUUGUGACGAGGAAACUACAUUAGAACAGAUCAGAGAACAGAGUAAUCUGGCCCUUUAAUGUCGAAACAAACUAGAACAACCUAAAACAAACCCACUCUGACACUAUCAUCUAGUACUACUAUUACUAUUAAAGCUCCACUCUGUCACUUUUCUGGUGUCUGCUACCACCUGCUUGUCUCCAUGGAAAUGUUAUAUUGCUUUGCCUGGAAUUGUUCACAGUAUGGCAUUAAAUGUAUCUCCAUGGAGACAAGCAGGUGAUGCCAACAGAUUUUUCAGUAUUUCUUUUAGCUUUAUAAAAAUCCUGUAACUGAAUAAAUGCAAUGGUUUAAUGCUGUACUAUGGAACAUUCCAUCAGACAACCAGGUAGCAGAUUCUCCACCAGAAAAGUGUCACUCAUCUUUCAGUAUGAUUAGCUGCCCCCUGGAGCUAAGCCAACGUACUACCUCAAUAUUAUUGCCCUGUCCAGACUGAUCUGUGUCUGGAGCAGACCAGAUGCUCCUCCAAACAGUCUGGUCUUUACUCUCUGUCGUGUCUCAAGCCAGAACCAAAUGUGAUGGUCCAAUCAGAUUUGUUUAUUUCACUGAUGCAUGUGAAACAAAGGAGCUCAUUGAGCAUCCAUCAUUUACAAACAAAAUUACAUUUCUCUCCCCUCAGAUGAACAGAGUUUGGAGCUGCACUGAUAUUUCAAAAAUCCACAAUGUUUUUCAGUCCUUGUAAUAUUUUUGUCUUUACGUUUGACCAUGUGUGAUCCUGAUUGCCUAAUCCACCUGUCAAUCAUACCCGUCUGAACUCAGGGAGCAGACCAGUAUUGUAAAGUAUUGGGGAAAUGUGGAUUCUAGAUCCCAGGCAAGAAAUUUUCCUCAAGUAGAAGUAAAAGUCUGGAGUCUGAAAACUACUCUGAGACGUACAGUGUUUUUCAGAAGUGCUCCCACCUCUGAUGCAGUCCAUCCAUCCAUUUAUUUUCUUCCGCUUAUCUGAUUCAAAGUUGCGAGGGCAGCAGUCUAAGCAUGGCCUCCUAGACCUCCUCCACCCCAGACACUUCCUCCACCCCAGACACUUCCUCCACCCCAGACACUUCCUCCAGCUCCUCCGCUGAAACACCAAGGCGUUCCCAGGCCAGCCGAGAGACAUAGUCCCUCCUGCGUGUCCUGGGUCUUCCCCGGGGCCUCCUCCUGCUGCUGCAGGCAUAUGUUUUAAAUGUGAAGUUGUAGUUGUAUUUGACACUGGAUUCUUGUUUCACUUUAGUUAAAUGUUUUGGACAGUGUUUUGGACUGGAGCAUUUGGCGUGCGCGGCAUGACAUGAGUUUGAUGUUCCUCUGUUUCCCUCAGAGACACGGACACUUCCAUUUUGGCGUAUCGCAUUUUGCUGCUGUCAGAAAAUAAAAGAAAAUAAGAGAAAAAAUGACUUUGGUUUGGUCCAGAGCCUCAGAGCUGUCAGAGCCAAGCAGUGUAUUCCUGUCUCUGUCUCUGUGUGAAACAUAUGGAGUCAGCUUAGGUUAUUAAAAAGACACUCUUAAAAGUGCAUUAUGUAACUUUUCUGCUUGUCACCUGUUCAUCUCCUUGGAGAUAGGAGUGUGCUAGUGGUACGUUCCAGUCGUCCUUGGAGGUUGGAUUUUCCGAGUUCCAACUUCCAACUGAAUCACAUGCAACCCAUGUAAUUCAGCCCAACAUGGACAGUCUAAAUGUUCCACAGUAUGUCAUUUAACUUAUCUUGCAUCAGUUAAAAAAAAUGUGUUUUUUAUUGUUCAGAACUACAUUUAAAAUAUGCAUUAUUACUGUGAGCAGGGUCACCUCUCCACAGAUCUGACUUGUAACUCACGUGCUUGUCUCCAUGGAAGUAGAUAAGUUUAAUUCCAUAUAGUGGAAUAUUACAGGCAAAGACAACCAGGGACAGACACUCCUUUCAAAAAGUUACACAGUGCAGCUUUAACCCUGUCUGGCCAUUUCUAUGUGUAUUUUUUGUAGAAAUGAACCUAAUAAAAAUGAUAAUAAAUA